AUGGUCUCCGUCUGUGGCUGGCAUGAACACCAGGAGCGGCGACGGGGGGACGUGCGGGGGGAUGAGGAGGAGCCGCUCUCCUGCUGCCCGACGGAGAAGAUGACGACGGAUGCCAACCCGGAUGAGAGACAGCAGCAGCAGCAGCAGCAGCAGCAGCAGCAGCAGCUGUCAGGCUUACUACGAGGCUGGGAGCCGCUCCCCCGCCUGAAGGAAGGGGACGUCACAACAGACGCCAACCCGGAAGAAGACCGGCGACGAACAACGCCGGUGCCGGUCAAGCUCGUGACCUGGGGCUGGGCGACCGCCUGGCUGUGCGCCGCCGCCGCCCUGGUGGGGCUGGUGGUGGUGGUGAUGGGCAUCGGCCGGAACAACCCUCCGGUGGACUGGUCGGCUUGGACAGAAGGCGCCCGGUCAGCCGCGGCGGCGUCUACUACCGCGACGACAAGCGCGGGUGACCCCCCCCCCCCGCAGUGGCGGGANCGGAACAACCCUCCGGUGGACUGGUCGGCUUGGACAGAAGGCGCCCGGUCAGCCGCGGCGGCGUCUACUACCGCGACGACAAGCGCGGGUGACCCCCCCCCCCCAGCAGUGGCGGGAGAUUUCGCGGGGGGUGGAGGAGAAGGGGCUAGCACGGCUAGGAGAGGGGGGGGGGACGGAGACGAAGCGGCGGGGCAACCAGGGGGAGUGCACCGGCUGGUGUCCGAUUGCGCGCGGCAGCUUAUGCUGCCCGGGUUCAGCUGCGACGAGCCGGUGCUCCAGGACCAGUACCGGGUGCCCUUGAUGGAGUCCGGGAACGCGUCCUGCGGGUUCGAGACCCUAAUGCCGGACGAGAAACUCUUGGACUUGGCCUUAAAGUACGAGUUCCUGUUCAUCGGAGACAGCACGACUCGCAGGCUCGCGGAGAGCUUCGUGUCGAUCGUGUCGGGGCGGGCGUCAACCCACCCGGUCGUGCACCACCGCAUCGACAUGUCCAGGGGGGACCUCAAGGUUACAUUCCUGUGGGCGCCUUGCUGCUCCGUGGACGGCGGGAUCAGCGCCGCCGUACGGGAUGCCCUAGGCUUCAGGAGUAGCACGUACGGUAGCGGCAACAACAACGACGGCGACGAUGAAAACGACGAUGAGAACGGCAGCCCCAGGCGCACCGUCAUCUUCACGGCGUUCGGGGUCCACGACGCCACGGAGCUGCGCAAGGCCGAGAGGGACCCGGAGCUGAACCAGUGGUACCCGAUGGGUCUCCCGCAGGAGGCUGUGGCGGCGCAAGGGCCGACGGCGGCCGCCCUCGAGACCUGCCGGGACGCCACCCGCGAGCUCGUCGAGGUGGCGGCGGCGGCGGCGGCGGCGGCAUCAUGGGCAUCAGCCGGGGACGGCGGCGGCGACGUCGGCAAUAAUCCGUCUUUAUCGGAGGCGACAGGAGAAGGGGGAGAGGGUCAGGUAGUAGUCAACGCGGACGGCAGGAGGGACGGCAUCGCGGACAAGAAGCUCCGGGGCGGCGGCGGCGUGUCGUCCGAGGUGGCGGUGCACGAGUCGGACGGACACAGCAGCAGUAGCAGUAGGAGCACCGACGCCGGGGACGGCGGCGGCGGCGGCGGCGGCGGUGGUGCGUGGCCUCCUCCACCCCUGGUCUUCCUGCUGCAGAACAACCCGUUCAACCCGCGCAGCGAGCUGGACUACUUCCUGCAGCAGCUGCACAGGAUCCAGGAGCAGGUCAUAGACGAAGCUGCGGCGAAGCAAGGCUGCGAACAGCAACAACGAGGAGGAGGAGGAGGAGGAGGAAGGGUGUUCUUGCUGCGGGAUAGAGAUAGCCUGUACAGCAGCAUGUCGUGCUACCGCAUCGACGGCUCGAUCCACUUCCACGAGCCGGUCAAGCUCGUCGAGGGGAAGAUGCUGUGGCAUCUGGUUGAGAUUGCUGGGGCAAGCGGGAGCUAGAGGGGCAUGAUGCUCUGGCAUCUGAUUGAGAAUUGCUGGACUCCAGUUGUUGCGUUUCGAGUGCGGCUUUGGUUUCGAGGGUCGGCUGUUGUGUUUUAGGGCCUGCGCUAAUGCGAAUGUCUCGUUUUGGCCGACGAUCGUUUCUUAUUAUCUCUGUAUAGGGUAUAUACCCCCAGAAGCGACUAUAUACAAUGGGUUUAGUGUAGACUUUUUCAGUUGAGCACCUGUUGUUCUUACUCCCAACUUUUGAAUUGUGUCUGUUUUGAGCCUGAACUUCGUAUGUUGGAAGGCAAUCGUUGUGGUGGCUGGGAGUAGGGGUUCUCUCGAUAUCCCCUUUGACUCGUAUUUGGCUUUAUUCUUUGGAGAAUACACCCGACAACUGGGGAGAUUUGUUGUGUGAGAACUCUCUCGACACCAAGAGACUACCUUGUUGGACACAAGAUGACGCACGCCCUGGACCGAUUUUCAAAGCUCGAUUUUGUCAACAGCAGAAGAGUCGCAGCGCCGAAAACGGCGGCUUUUGAAACCGUCUGGUCGAGAGCUCUACCAUACCGAAUCGUUCGUGUAUGCAUGGUCUUUUGGUCUUAGCGUCAUCGAGCCUUGAACAUCGGCCCAGCGGGUGUGUUAUCUUGUGUAGUAUACGGUAGGUCGGUACCGUGGAUGUCGUAUUUGCAUUUGCUGUUCUUGUUGUGGUUGUGAUGGAUGGGAACGGACGGUUAUUUUAACGGUUAGUUUUGACUUUUUUUUUCUGCCAUUGAAUCUUGCGAUGUUGAAAAGGGUGAUACCACAAGUUAGGGAGAUUGUGCGAGAGUUCUCUCGACCGCAAGAGACUAGUUUCUUAACAACGUGGAUGUCGUAUUUGCUGUUCCUUGUUGUGGUUGUGAUGGCUAGGAGCGGACGGUUCUUUGAGCAGUUAGUUUUGACUUGUUUUCUCGUUUUUUUGUCUCGGAGGAUAAGACCAAAAGCUGGGGAGAUUUUUUCGCGCAAGAAUGACGACUCGACACCGAGAGGUUAGGUAGGAAAAGCGGACGGAUGUCGUUGUUUGCUGCGCUUGGUGGAUGUUGCAGCCGGUUGCGAAGAAUGUCUCUACAAUGCUCGCCAAGAAAAAAAUGGCCGAAGCGGGUUCCAAAUACCUCGGAAAAAAUUGCGCCCCCGAGUUAUUCAUGUGGCCUUGCAGAAAGCUCGAGAGACGAAUGAUAUCCGUUUGAAUGUUGCAGUGUGACGGAGGAUGGUGUGGGGUAUAUUCGCGCAACCGUGCAUGCCGUGGUCAUUAGACGUCGCAUCCCUUCAAUGCCGGGACGGAGCGAUUUGCUGGGUUUGAGCUCACCCAGGCUACGUUUCACAAGGAUGGAUGAGUCAGGACUUUAUCAUGCUUGCGUUUGCUGUGUCAUGGGUUGAUCGGGCAUUCCGCCCGGUGGCGGGGGUAACCUAAUGUUUUUCGUACCUUAGCGGUUAGAUCAUUGACCGCGCGUCCUCAAGUGGACGGAGCAGCAUUGUUCCCACAGCAGGAUCGAUCACCGAUGGUCAUGAAGGGGAGGGGGGGGAGCGUCUUUGGAGAUGUGUGGGGAGAGCAUCACUUGUAGUCUAGCUUAAACACAGCAAUCCGCCAGAUAGCGUGGCCACGGUACUGGUGUGGUAACAGCCAGUUAGAGCGGGUGUUCGGUUUUUCACCAUGCACCACGUGUGUUGGUGUAGUUUUUUUAAUUAUUCGCUGUUCCUGGUGCUGUGACCCGGAUGUCAAUCGAUGCUGCCCGGGUACCCAAAUUGUGCAGUCUAUGCAUAUACGUGUGUAAGGUACGUACAAAAGCGAAGGGGCGGAGCAUGGAUGGCCACCACCAUACAUCACAAUGGCACCACCGUGAGUUCUUCGGUGCUACAUAUCAGUCCCUGUUUUUCAAUGCAUCUCAACCGCACCAGGUCUUCGACGAAGACCACAGUUAGCGCCACCCACUUGGAAAUCUCUAAUUUCGGCCGAGGGUGGGGUAUUUGGUUCCUAGGGAUGUGCUGCCAAUGGCCGCCAUAUAGGUUCUAGCGUAGGGGUUCACCCUCACGCUCUAAGGUUUUGACCGCUUAUAGGUAGUAUGGUAGGGGCUCUUAACCGAGAGCUCCCUAGACUAAGCUAUCAAGUUUUGAUAUUUUUCGAGGCUACAUCGAUUUCUUCUUGACUUCCAAGUUCUUCAGUGCGGGCGAACUGCUGGACAUUUCCAUGGCAGCAGUAGUAGCAAACUUUGUGGCGAGGGGAAAUCGAAGGCAAAAAAAAAAAAGGGGGCGCUACCGUUCCUGAAAAUAUUGUGGGGCCUCAAUCCGCGUGGUGGGGACAUAAGUAGUCGUUGUUAGUAAACUUGAUC
Molecule: messenger RNA, 4274 nt
Organism: Ectocarpus sp. CCAP 1310/34
Lineage: Eukaryota; Phaeophyceae; Ectocarpales; Ectocarpaceae
Source: the annotation of a GenBank genome assembly